GGUUUUAUCACAUUCUGAACUAUAAAACCAACUUACAUCGUUUAGGUUUAGCCAGAAAUCGAAGAACGGUCUAUAAGACAACACUGUACUACAGUUUAAGAAAGAACACAGCAUUAAGAAUGAAAUUCCUUGCGUCGAUCUGUUUGGCAAUUUGCCUUUUCGUCGUUGCGUGUCAUGGCGUGCCGGUGGAAAGAGAAACACUGCUUAGUAUUGAAGAGGCACAGCCAGAGGCGGUGGUGGAGGAGCAGCCACAACAACUGAGACGUGUGGCGCGUGGUUUCAUCGGUGGCUACGUCGGUUAUCCUGGCUUCGUCUAUGGUGGUUACCGCAGUUAUCCUGUUUACAGUGGAUACAGAAGUUAUCCGGUUUAUGGUCCGGUUUAUGGUCCUAGAUAUAGUAGUCACCCAGUUGGUGGCUACGGUGGAUCUUACGCGACUGCCAGUGCAAGCGCUAGUUCUGGUAGUUACUUUGGAUAAGUUGUUACACUUGGUGUGUCAUUACUUACUUACUGAAAUAAAUUUUAAAAAAUA
Zeugodacus cucurbitae (melon fly) is the source of this 530-nucleotide messenger RNA. RefSeq lists its product as uncharacterized. The coding region runs from base 120 to 476 and encodes 118 amino acids. The transcript has a single exon. The record is from RefSeq and is a predicted model, not a curated record. NCBI's taxonomy places the organism in Eukaryota, Metazoa, Arthropoda, Insecta, Diptera, Tephritidae.